Rodentolepis nana is the source of this 2802-nucleotide messenger RNA. Lineage: Eukaryota; Metazoa; Platyhelminthes; Cestoda; Cyclophyllidea; Hymenolepididae. The record is from the annotation of a GenBank genome assembly.
AUGGAUGUUACCGAUGCAUUCGAUAAAGAAAUCGGAAUUAGAUCAUAUGCCACCAUUGUGGCAUUACAGGAAGCUCUCUCCAAAUUCAGCCGAUAUCAAGGCGUAAAGUUUAAGGUAGCAAGCUCUUUUCGAUAUAACGAGGGUGAUCCACGAAAAGAGACUCUUGCCUAUUCCAAAGCUACCUUUGCCUGUGUUCUUAAAAGAACGCACCAUUGCCCAUCAUUUUUCCGUGUGGAGGUCCGAAAAGGUGUUCUACAGGUUGUCGAACGCGCUAUGGAACAUAAUCACUCCAGAAUAGCUGGUGAUCCCCUCCCAGUUGUAGAUCUCACAGAACAAUUCGAAUCGCAUUUUAAAAAUGUCAAAUUGAUGUCAUUUAACGAGGUAAUGGCGAAAGUAAAGUCCUUUGAAGAGGCCACUGGUAGUGGAUUUCGUGUCGGACGCUCAGAUCUCUUCAAACCCGGUGAACCCGAAAGGGACCAAUUCCGCUAUCGGCGAAUCACCUACGAAUGUGUCCAUUUUGGCCAAAGAAAAAGUGUUGCUGCUAAUGCGGGCACUCGUCUUAUGUAUGAUCUCAACGGUUCUGCCUCUCCCCGUUCUCCUACUGCUCGGCUUGGUUGUAUGGCCAAAUUUGAUGUCCGUUACUCACCCCAGGGCUUUAAAAUUACAGCGGUGGUAAUGAAACAUAAUCACAAAGUAUCACCCUCGAGUUUGAGCGGCUUCGCUGUGGGAAAGUUGUCGAAACGGAAAUCAACUCAGUACCAGCAAAGGCAUUGUACUGAAGAUGGUGAUGAAAUCAGUGAGAACGGUGAACCAUUUGUGGAGGAUUCGCGGCAUGCGGAGAAAAUCCCAGGUGAGUCGAGUCCCACAAGUGCUAAGCAUCUCCGUGAAGCAUCUCCAGCUCCAACGGAGAAAGUUCGCUUUUCUGCGCCACAAUUGGUUAUUAGGGAUGAUAAUCGUGCUCCUCAACCCUAUUGGAUGACGAAUCCAGCAACUCUUCUAAGGAAGACUCUUCAUUCCGAACGUCCGUUGAAAAAGUCAGCAGAAGGUGGAAUUGAGACAUCAUCUUCCCCGGAAUUAAAUCAGUCAGAGAGACGUCUCUUACUUUCCGGAAAGAUGCAAAGGCUUCUAGAAAAGGCCUGUCUUGGAGAUGACAAGAGAUUUUACCAGUGUUGUGGAGUAAUGGAUAAUUUGGAGCGGGAAUGGGCCAGGGAAGAUGCGAUGAUGAUGAAUCCGUCUGUCCUUCGGCAUAGUUCUUGUAUCAUAAUGGAAUAUUAUCGCUGCAUUUCUGGAAAAACAGCGUAUACUAAUGUAGAUAGAAGCGCUCCACUUGAAAUCUUACGAAAAAGAAACGAACGUGUUGAUAUGGAAUUUCCGCAUUUACCUGAAGCAGAACGCUUUCAUCGAAAGUAUGCUAACUUUGAGGAAAUCAACAAAACCGUUCCCAUGAUGGAAUGUAUUCCUGCCGAUGCAGUUUUCGCUAACAGGGAAGUUCGGCUGAGCGAAGUGGAUGUCUAUGGCUUUGAUUAUGAUUAUACUCUUGUGACUUAUACUAAUGAUCUUGCAGAUUUCAUAUUCGAUACAACUAUUGAUAUGCUCGUCUCGAAGUGGAAGUAUCCGGUCGAGCUCAAAAAGAUCAGAUAUGAUCCAAACUUCCUUAUUCGUGGAUUGCAUUAUGAUAUAAAAACAGGUUAUCUGAUGAAAGUGGAUGGUUAUCGAAAUAUUCAACCUGGCACAGUAUACAAGGGUUUGAAACCAGUUCCUGCAGAUGUGGUUCAAGCGAAUUACAAAGGACUUUACAUUCCUUCGGGUCUUGUUAGAGGCUCGGUUGCCACACCAGAGCACAAAAUGACACAAAUGAUGGAUUUCUUCGAACUUCCCGCAGCUUAUGCUGUUUGUUCUGUAAUUGAGCAUUUUGAUCAAUCUGGCAUCAUCUACCAACCAGAAUGUAUUUAUACUGACGUCAAGAAAGCCAUCGAGUAUAUUCAUAGCUCAGGGCUCCUUCACAGUACAAUCUGUGCUGAUUUAAAACGCUACAUUAAGCCCAAUCCCCAACUGAGAGAUCUUCUAAUUCACCUAGCUUCUCACGCUAAAGGCCUAUUUCUUAUCUCAAACAGCGGAGCAGAUUUCAUAAGCAAAGGUAUGAAAUAUGUCGUUGGCAAUGGCUGGGAACGCUUCUUCGAUGUAAUUAUUGUAAAGGCUAACAAACCAGAUUUCUUCCGGUCAAAUUCGGCACCAUUCCGAGAAGUAGACGAGUCGGGAGCUUUCCAGAGCUGGGCGGAGUGCACAAAGUUGGAACGAGGUCGUCUUUACCAAGGGGGUAAUCUCAAUCUUUUGAAUAAACUGGAGGGUUGGCAAGUGCAACGAGUUCUCUACUUUGGAGAUCAUGUCUAUUCUGAUUUGGCGGACGCCUCCAAUCAAUGGGGAUGGGCCACUGCUGCUGUAAUUCCAGAAUUAGAAAACGAACUUGCAUUAAUCAACACAGAAAGCUACCAGAAGAAUCUUCAUCGUCUUAUAUUUUUGGAGGAACUUUUAAUGGAGAAUCCGACGUGUCGCACAGCAGUUGGUCAAGCGAUUCUUAGUUCCUGGCGCAAGGAACGUGACCAAUUGCGUCAGGUAUCAAAGGAGUGUUUCAAUCCGCGGUUUGGUAGUGUGUUUCGCUCUUUUCACAACCACUCCUACUUUGCUCAGAGAUUGGGCCUCUAUGCAUCGAUGUACACCUCAACCGUCACAAAUUUGCUUCAAUUGCCGAUCAAUCAUAUUUGCUAUCCACGACGGGCUCUCUUACCUCAUGAGCCUCAUUAA